AUGAAUGUAGCCGGGAAGAUUGUUUUCCUCUGGGACGAUCCCGAUGGCGUUGCCGCAGCCAUUGCUGGUGCUCUAAACCCAAACCCUAAUUCCUCUCUUCGCAAACUAGAAGUACCGUUCGAGCUUCCGUUGGAUAAGUACGGUAUCGAAGGUGUCAGAGCUAGCGGGAAAAUCAUUCAUUUCGUCGAUGGAAAUGGAGUUUUUCAGGUGCCGGCAUGGCUUCUCCAAAGCCGUGAGGCUCCCACGAUAGUGUGUGCAAUGAAUGAACUACUGGACCAAAUUACAGGGGGAGUGUCGACGGCCUCUUCCAACGGUGGGGCAACUUUUCUAGUGGCGGCAUCCAAGUUAAAGUUUCAAAUCGAAUCUCUUGCAUCGAGUAACAAACAUUCUGGUCUUUAUCAUGUGCAAAUUGGUCCAAAAACAGGGGCUAGUGUUUUAUAUGCUGCUCGCAUACCCAGAAAGCCACCACCAUUACUGCAGAUCCAUUACGGACCUUUAUCAUGCUUUCUUCAACUGACUAAUGCUUUAGGGCUGCCUACCUCUGUUCUUAUUGGGCAAAGAAGUAUCGGCAUAUCCAGCAAAGCUCUAGAGGAAGAGCUUCAGGUACUCCAUGAAACUGGAGACGCUGUGGCAAGUUCUACAGUACAGGGCUGUGUUUCUCUGAGAAACGAAAUCAAAUGGAACACUUCAAAGACAUGGAAAGAAGAAGAGAAGCCUUGGCGAGCCCUUUAUGGAUAAUCCUCAGGUCAGAUCUUUUCAUGGAUAUUUGUCUCCUGUUGGUCGAUGAAACGCUCUCCAACCCGUUGAUGCUUCAUCGUCUCUUAUCCGAUGUAGCCAUUCGCUAGAACAGCCCUGUUAGCCCUUGUCAAGAUUCUUAUUCUCUGGCAGAAUCAAAAUCUAUCCAUGUCGCUGAGCCACUCUCCUUUAGGUUGCUGGGAAUUUGGGUUUGGUAGAGAAACUCACCACAGAACCAGAAAACAGAACCCUAAACCCUGAACCCGAAAUAGCCGUGUGAUUGUAGCUCACUAAUAGGAGUUUUUACGGCGGUAUCUACCUCAGUCUUCACAAGAACCACCAUGGUUUUGAGUACCCUUCAACCCCAUAUUCUUUCUGAUAUCACUCUCACGGGAAAAGGGAAUGAUGAGAGUUCAAGGACAUGAUGGGCCAUCUCAUGUGAUGAUCUGCUGUUGUCACAGCCAAUGAUAAAAAUUUACCAAUCAAAUCCACUAACGCUACUCUUUUAAAAUUGUUAAUAUUAUCUUAUGAAAUUAGAGCCUUUCAUUACCUCGA
Molecule: messenger RNA, 1290 nt
Organism: Tarenaya hassleriana
Lineage: Eukaryota; Viridiplantae; Streptophyta; Magnoliopsida; Brassicales; Cleomaceae
Source: RefSeq, a predicted model, not a curated record